Molecule: messenger RNA, 1153 nt
Organism: Alosa alosa (allis shad)
Lineage: Eukaryota; Metazoa; Chordata; Actinopteri; Clupeiformes; Clupeidae
Gene: tnnc2.2
Product: troponin C2, fast skeletal type, tandem duplicate 2
Exons: 6
Coding region: 130-612 (160 amino acids)
Cellular component (GO): myosin II complex
Molecular function (GO): calcium ion binding
Source: RefSeq, a predicted model, not a curated record
GCUCGGUUUUAAGUGAGUCUGAACUGUCACUUGACGUCUAGUCUAUCUGUUGAGGUGCACACGGAUUGACCACUCCUUUUGGGCUUAUUUCGUGGAUAUUAAGGGGGAAAACUAAUCCACUUGCCUACCAUGACUGACGCGCAACAGGAGGCCCGCUCAUACCUGAGCGAGGAGAUGCUUGCUGAGUUCAAGGCUGCCUUCGACAUGUUCGACACUGAUGGUGGCGGUGAUAUCAGCACCAAGGAGUUGGGUCAAGUCAUGAGAAUGUUGGGUCAGAACCCAACCAGAGAGGAGUUGGAAGAAAUCAUCGAGGAGGUCGAUGAGGACGGCAGCGGUUCCAUUGACUUCGAGGAGUUCUUGGUCAUGAUGGUGAGGCUCCUAAAGGAGGACCAGGCCGGCAAGAGCGAGGAAGAGUUGGCAGAGUGCUUCCGUGUGUUUGACAACAACGGUGAUGGAUACAUCGACAGAGAUGAGUUUGCUGAGAUCAUCCGCAGCACUGGUGAGUCCGUUACAGAAGAAGAGAUUGAUGAGCUGCUGAAGGAUGGAGACAAGAACGCUGAUGGCAUGCUGGACUUUGAUGAAUUCCUCAAGAUGAUGGAGAACGUGCAGUAAAACACUCACGGACAUUCCUCUUCCCCGUUACCCUCCUGCCAACCAACCAGUCCUCUCACACCCACUUAUGCCCCUUACUGCCCUUAUGUACUGGUCCAUUACCUCCUCCCCCUUCAUCUUGACUCAGCUAGUCCUCAACAGACAGAUUGACACCCGGAUGGGGCUAUCCAACACUCUGGGGGCCAUUUCUUUUCUUGUGACAGAAAUGUUCGUACGGUUGCGUCAGUGACCCGCAUGUUUAAAGACCCAAGGAGCCAGGUUGUGACAGCCCCACGGGAGAACGCUUAGUACAUCGAGAGCGCACACCAUCAAAAAUUUCCCCAACAUUGCUGGGCGUUUAGUCUAGACAUAGACUAAAUCGGCAGCUCGCUAUCGCUGCUUAGACCAAUGCCAAAGCCUCAAUAAUUUCAUCGUGACUAAUAAAUGCUUGACAGUACAAAAUAAAUAAAUAAAACAUGCUCAUGUUUAGUUGGUCUAAUGUUUGAUGGUCUGUAUGGUUUUGUUUUGAGGAAUAUCAAUAAACAUUAUAUAUUUUUUUUUC